AUCCAUUGGUCAGCAAGGUUCCCGUAUCAAGUUUGCCUGCUUUUACUGUGAACAAAAAGACUGGGGCAGCUGUUGUUGCACAGGGGUUUGGGGCAGUAACGAUACCAGUAACUCUUUCCCCCCAUUUCCUGUGCUUCUGACUGCAAGGAUGGGUGAGCCGAAGGUUGAAGUGACUGAAUUGAUUGAGGAUACAGGACCAGAGGCUAAGCAGCAGGCGAACAAGAAUGGGAAGAAGUCAGAUGGAGCGGGGGCUACCUCGUUCUUUACCUGGUUCAUGGUGUUGGCUCUCCUUGGUGUCUGGACCUCAGUAGCAGUUGUCUACUUUGACCUGGUUGACUAUCAAGGCGUCAUUGCCAAGGCAAAGGACUUUCACCAUAAUCUUUCAGAGGUUUUAAAAGGCAAACUUGUUUCCUAUGAUGCUGAUGGUGAUGGUGACUUUGAUGUGGAGGACGCUAAAGUGCUGCUAGGACUGAAAGAUAAGGUUACUGCUGUGGAGGAGCCAGCUAAAGAAGAAGCACAAGCAGCACCUGUGGAGCAAGUGCCUGAGCCAGAACCUGUUGAGGAGACACAGCCCACAGAAGAGGAGGCAGUUCCAGAGCCAGGGCCAUUAGAGGAGCCUGAACCAGAGGUGGUGGAACCUGAACAAGUGGAUGUGCAGCCGCCAGAAGUUGUAGAAGAUGAGCCUGAGGUUCUAGAAGAGGAGCAAGAGAUUAUUGAAGAGGAGGUAGAGGUUCCAGAGGAAGAACCUGUAGUCCUGGAGGAGGAACCAGAGCUUACAGAGGAGCCUGAAGCAGAGGCUGUGGAGGCGGCUCCAGUGGAGUUGGAAGUAGAAGCUGCUCCUGAGGUAGUGGCGGAGGAGGCAACUGAAGAGUCCGCUCCAGUUGAAGAGGCUGAUGCUGUUGAGGAGCCAGUGGAAGAACCGGUUGAAGAGGCAGAAUCCACUGAUGAAGCUGUUGAAGAACCAGAGGAGGAGGCCGCGCCUGUGGAGGAGAAGGCCGCGCCGGUAGAGGAGGAGGAGGCCGCGCCGGUAGAGGAGGAGGAGGCCGCGCCGGUAGAGGAGGAGGAAGGACACAGCAGAAGAUCUGGCUCAAGAGGAGGCCUUUGUGCCUGA
Messenger RNA from Alosa alosa (allis shad), 1111 nucleotides. RefSeq names its product aspartate beta-hydroxylase (gene asph). Gene Ontology annotation, molecular function: peptidyl-aspartic acid 3-dioxygenase activity. The transcript has 8 exons. The coding region runs from base 149 to 1111 and encodes 320 amino acids. Gene Ontology annotation, biological process: peptidyl-aspartic acid hydroxylation. The record is from RefSeq and is a predicted model, not a curated record. Gene Ontology annotation, cellular component: endoplasmic reticulum; membrane. NCBI's taxonomy places the organism in Eukaryota, Metazoa, Chordata, Actinopteri, Clupeiformes, Clupeidae.